Molecule: messenger RNA, 747 nt
Organism: Penicillium nucicola
Lineage: Eukaryota; Fungi; Ascomycota; Eurotiomycetes; Eurotiales; Aspergillaceae
Product: GNAT family N-acetyltransferase
Exons: 1
Coding region: 1-747 (248 amino acids)
Molecular function (GO): N-acetyltransferase activity
Source: RefSeq, a predicted model, not a curated record
AUGUCCUCCUUGCCUCUUCCAGAAGCAGUGAUGCUUCUCCCAAAGACAUUUUCUACGCCGGCUGAUCUCGACAACGUCGUCAGUCGCUACAAAGACCUCCGACUCCAAGCUUUAUGGUCAGACCCAAAUUCAUUCUCUUCUACCUAUGAGCGAGAGUCACGAUUCACUUUCGAUACGUGGCGAUCUAGAAUCCAGAACCCUGUCGCCAAGACAUUCGUUGCAGUUAUUGAUGGCGACGAGAAGAUACCAGGCAAAGCUACAUGCUUGAAUAGUGGGAGGAUCGAACAUAUGAUACACGGGGAUCUUUCGAAGCUCCUCCAGAGUGAAUGGGUCGGCACAGUCAAACUCCUUGGACCGGAGAUAUGGUCUAAAGAAGGUGUUGAUGCAACGCAUCGACCCUGGGAUCUUUUCACCACGUCAAAAGAUACGACUCAAAUGGCCUUGAAAUCAUCUGAAUAUUCAGCUGCUGAUCUUGUUUACCUUGUUGUGGGGAUGUUUGUCUCGCCUCACGCUCGACGAAACGGUUAUGGUCAGCAGUUGAUAGAGGCUGCGGUUGCUCAUGUACGUCAAGAAGCAAAAUACUUGAAAGCGUCAACUGCUAGCAUAUUUCUACAGUCCACAUAUUCAGAUACCAGCGCAAGAUUGUUUUAUCAGCAGAUGGGAUUUGAAGUGAGAGAAGAGGUGAUGAUGGAUUUGUCACCAUACACAGCGAUGGCUAGAGAUAUUAGUCCCCAGAUGACUGAGUAG